CUCCUCAUUAUCAUUACCUCAAACCCUUUUUCAUUGGCCAAUGUUCUCUCUCUCUACCACUAAAGCUGUUUUCAUUUUCCCCGUCUUUUAAGAUAUAUAAAAGUGGAAUGAACCCAUAAUUUAAAAAAGAAAACAAAUAUACUAAAUUAAUUAACAACAAACAAAACAAAGGAGGUUCAACAAUCAAGACCUUGGAAACUUCCACAACUACCUCAUAACAUUAACCCCUACUCCAAUCCUAUCAAUUUAUCUAUAACCAAUGCAUGUGACCCUUCUCUAUAAUAUCAACAAUACUAUAUACAAUUAUUCUAAAUGAAUAAUUUUAUAAAUUGGUAAAAAAAACAACUUACCCAUCUCCAUCUACACUACUUACUUACUUACUUACUUACUUACCCUACCAUUCCUUACUCGAGACCCCACCAAAUAUAGUAGAUGAUCACAUUCACAGCCCUAUUACAAUAGAAAACCCUCCUCUAUAUAACCCUCAUAUCAUCCUUGUAUUGUAUUCACAACAACAUAAAUUAAAGAAAUGAUCAUGGCUAAUAGAGGAGCAUUGGUUGCAGCUCUACUCGUAAUGAGUUGCUUCACAAUAGAAGCAUUACCAGUGUCUCAACCACCACUCCACCUCCCAAUCCCCACAGAAGCCCCAGCCCACCCUCCUUCCUACCACCACCACCACCACCCUCCGGCCGCCGCACCCGCUCACCCACCACACCACCACCACCACCACCACCACCCUCCUCCUCCUUCUUCCUCCCCUGUCCCAGCUCACCCUCCUCCCCACAAGCCAUACACCCCUGCUCCCCCACCCAAGCCAGCCACACCACCACCCAAGCCAUACACCCCAGCACCCAAGCCAGCCACACCACCACCCAAGCCGGCUACACCACCACCAAAGCCAUACACCCCAGCACCCAAGCCAGCCACUCCACCACCCAAGCCAUACACCCCUGCACCCAAGCCAGCCACUCCACCACCAAAACCGUACAACCCCGCACCAAAGCCAAAGCCAUCGACUCCACCAGCGAAGCCGCCGGUUCACCCACCUUACGUUCUUCCACCAAGGAAGAUGGUGGCUGUUCAAGGAGUGGUUUACUGUAAGCCUUGCAAAUACUCAGGAGUCAACACACUAUUAAACGCUACAAAAGUUGAAGGUGCUAGUGUGAGAUUAGUGUGUAAAAACACAAAGUACCAUUUGUACGAGGACGGAACAACAGACAAAAACGGUUACUUCGUAAUAAAACCAAAGUUCUUGACAACUUAUGGAGUUCACAAGUGCUCAGUGGCAUUGCUCAAGUCUCCACUCCCCAACUGCUACAUUCCGUCGGCCCUCCACGGUGGUGACAAGGGUGGCAUUUUAAGGCCUGAGAUGCCCAAAUCCCCCGUCGACAAACUCGCCCCUCUUUACUACUCUGUGGGUCCAUUUGCCUUCGAGCCCAAAAAGUGCUAUUAAUUAAUCAUCAAUUGAAAAAGAAAAAAAAGAGAGAAAGAAAGAAAUGCAAAGAGGUGUUGUUGUUGUUGUUGUUGUUGUUGUUGUUGUAAUGUGAGUUCAAUUGUUUGAUCUUUCAUCUCUUUCUAGCUUAGGAUUUUGUUUUGUGUUGAUUUUAGUCCUUUUUCACUAAAUUAAUUAAGUCGUGCUAUAAUUAAUGUUGUAAUGUCAUGAAAGCAAAUUAGUAGUAAGUACUCUACUCAUUCACUUGGGUGGAUUAUUUUACUUACCAGCAUGAUAAUAAUAAAGUAAAAAUUAUUAUUGUGA
Cannabis sativa is the source of this 1756-nucleotide messenger RNA. RefSeq names its product non-classical arabinogalactan protein 31. NCBI's taxonomy places the organism in Eukaryota, Viridiplantae, Streptophyta, Magnoliopsida, Rosales, Cannabaceae. The coding region runs from base 530 to 1453 and encodes 307 amino acids. The record is from RefSeq and is a predicted model, not a curated record. The transcript has 2 exons.